AUCUAAUCACAUGUCGAAACGCAUUAUGCUUAUUGUCAUGCUUACUGAUUUUUCGCGCUAGCAAUGAGCCAGUUCCUGUACUGUGAAGAGACAUGCAGAUACGAGCUGCAGAAGAGAAUCUAGCCAUCCGGGGGUGUUUCUCAAGGAGCAUUCAUCUACACUCAGAGAAUGUGUUUCCUCGGAUGGAAGUCAUACGAUAUGACAAAGUACCAAGAACGGGGUAUAAAAAGAUGAACAUGGCCUUGGACUGGGAAAUACAACUUCUCAGCAUUUGCAGAUAAAGUGAGAAAAAAAAAUGGCGACCUUCGAACGAUGCAAACUUCUUUUUUCCCUCUACAUUCUUCUCCCUUUGGCUAUUCUCGCAAACCCAGCUCAUGGGGCUCCUUAUCAGACUCGUAUUCUUGAGACCGGCAGUACCUUCAGUGCUCCAGAUCCACAUGGCCCAUGGCAAAUGAUUCCCAGCAAUCCCACCGAAGACCUGGCCUACAUCAAAACCACCAAUACCGGAACUGGGAAGGUAGAGGUUCACAUCGCGUCGGGUUCAUCUGGAUUCAGGACUCGCACCCUUGAAGUCGGAACAACAUUUGUCUCUGAGGAUAAUGGAACGUGGCAACUGAUUGAUGCAGACGGUGAUGGCAGACCUGAUCUUGUUUACAUUAAGACCAGGAAUACCGGGACCGGUAGGGUGGAGGUACACAUUGCGUCCGCGUCAUCCAACUAUCAGACACGUAUUCUGGAAACGGGAACCACGUUCUACCCGGAGGAUAAUGGUGUUUGGCAGAUGGCAGACUUCGACCGUGAUGGAAAGCUGGAUCUAAUUUAUAUUAAGACCCGUAAUACAGGCACAGGGAAGGUCGAAGUGCACGUGGCAUCUGGAGCAUCAAACUACCAGAGGCGAAUCCAGGAGGUUGGGACGACAUUUUACCCAGAAGAUAAUGGCGCCUGGCAGAUGGUCGACUUCGAUCGCGAUGGAAAAUUGGAUCUAGCUUACAUCAAGACUCAGAACACGGGAACUGGAAAGGUUGAGGUGCAUGUUGCGUCUGGCUCGUCCACUUACAACACUCGCGUUCAGGAGGUUGGCACAACCUUCUACCCGGAGAACAAUGGAUUCUGGGAAUUGAGUGAUUUCAAUCACGAUGGCACCCUUGAUCUAGUAUAUAUCAAGACGCGCGACACCGGAACUGGAAGCAUUGAAGUCCAUGUGGCGUCAGGAAAGUCGUGAUCCACAGCUGACGGCGAGGUUUGGCGAUGAUGCAGCUGAAUGUCUCGAAUAACUUAGUAUAACCAACCAUCGAUAGUAUCAUUUAAUGGGAAUUUCUUUGACAUAGUACAACUCACUGAUAGUGGUAUCGUCUUUC
Aspergillus pseudonomiae is the source of this 1358-nucleotide messenger RNA. Its product is annotated as FG-GAP repeat domain-containing protein. The record is from RefSeq and is a predicted model, not a curated record. Lineage: Eukaryota; Fungi; Ascomycota; Eurotiomycetes; Eurotiales; Aspergillaceae. The transcript has a single exon. Bases 296 to 1222 code for a protein of 308 amino acids.